AUGCGAUCUGCCAAAGCUGUCAUUUCAGAAAAACUCGCGCGCUUAGGAUCUGGUUCCAAUAUGUCUUACAACACAGGAAGCGGUAUGCACGCCUCUAAUCGGCCGCCGCGCACCAUCACUUCUCUGCGUCGCUGGUCUAUCAUAAACAAGGAGCUCCCUGCUAUUCCCCACAUUCGCGCAAUUCACGUCUACGAUUUCGACAACACCUUAUUUCUUAGCCCCUUGCCAAACCCACAAAUAUGGCAUGGAUCCUCAGUCGGCUUCCUUCAAACGAAUGAAAGCUUCGCAACUGGAGGGUGGUGGCACGACCCCAAUAUUCUCCGUUCGACAGGAAAGGGUCUGGAGGUAGAAGAGCCUCUUGCGUGGGAAGGCUGGUGGAAUGAACAAAUUCUUCGUUUGGUUAGGAUGAGCAUGGAGCAGAAAGAUGCCCUGACGGUUCUUUUGACUGGUCGCAGUGAAGCUGCCUUUUCGGACAUCAUCAAGCGUAUGAUCGCAAGCCAAAAGCUUGAAUUUGACCUCAUUGGUCUCAAACCAGAAGUUGGGCCGAAUGGCCAACGAUUCGCAACUACAAUGAACUUUAAGCAAAGCUUCCUUGAAGAUUUGGUUCUCACUUACGAACAGGCCGAAGAAAUUCGCGUGUACGAGGACCGUGUGAAGCAUGUGAAAGGCUUCCGGGACUUCUUCGAGGAUCUCAACAGAAAGCUUCAGAUGGGAACUGCUCCUACCACACGGCCGCCUCUUCUUGCAGAAGUCAUUCAGGUAAAUGAGGGCUCCACAUACCUUGACCCCGUAACGGAGACUGCUGAGGUUCAGCGCAUGGUGAAUGCCCAUAAUCUUGCAUUGCGUAACCCUGCCCUGAAUGCGAGCAAGAGUCGAAAUGGGCGGUUGCAAAUCAAGCGUAUCGUCUUCUACACAGGUUACUUGGUUACCCAGGAGGUGUCGAACAGCAUGACACAGAAUUUACUGGGACCACUUCUGCCCCCCGGGCUUGCUGAAUCAAAUGAUCUGAAGUACAUGGCUAACAGUAUUCUCAUCACUCCACGCCCAGCUUCCCGCUCUAUUCUGGACAAGAUUGGAGGUAUGGGCAAGAAGCUAACCUGGAAGGUUACUGGAACUGGAAACCUGGACAACAAGAUUUGGGCGGCCCGCGUGGCGCCUAUCCCAGCAACCGAGCCAUUCCACACGGAGAACCCGCUGCCCAUUGUAGUAUUGGCCGUCCGCAAAGGUGCUCGUCUGAUUGAUGCAGGAAAGAUUCAGAACUGGCAUCCUAUUCCGGCUGACAAGGCCCUUACCUUUGAAACGGUGAUCGGGGAAAAGGUUGUGCUGCGUGUUGAAGACACAGGAGAUUUGCGCGCUGGAGAACGCACUUUGAACAGGGGACAGAAGAGACGAUUGCAACAUGAUCAAGAUGACAAUGUCAACUGGGCGCCCAACCAAACCACUGGGUAUGAAAGUUCACAUCAUGACCGUGGCAACCACCACACUUCCUAUCGGGGAGGAGGUGAGAGCCGCUUCCAGCCGUAUGAUGAUAACCAACGAGGAAGAGGAGCUCACCGUGCCCGUGGCCGAGGUGCUGGCCGUGGACGGGGCAACAACUCUCGCGGUCGUGGCAGAGGAGGCCGAGGCCGAGGUGACUACUACCAGUACAAGUCACUGGAUGAUCACGGCAAUUCAUAUGAUGGGCCACACGACAGCCACGGUGGUGGAGGUGCGGCAAGAGGGGGCUACUCGAUGGAAUAUUGA
Penicillium soppii is the source of this 1743-nucleotide messenger RNA. RefSeq names its product rRNA 2'-O-methyltransferase fibrillarin-like protein. Lineage: Eukaryota; Fungi; Ascomycota; Eurotiomycetes; Eurotiales; Aspergillaceae. Gene Ontology annotation, biological process: box C/D sno(s)RNA 3'-end processing; rRNA methylation. Gene Ontology annotation, cellular component: box C/D methylation guide snoRNP complex; small-subunit processome. The transcript has 5 exons. The coding region runs from base 1 to 1743 and encodes 580 amino acids. The record is from RefSeq and is a predicted model, not a curated record. Gene Ontology annotation, molecular function: histone H2AQ104 methyltransferase activity; RNA binding; rRNA methyltransferase activity.